Molecule: messenger RNA, 754 nt
Organism: Serpula lacrymans var. lacrymans S7.9
Lineage: Eukaryota; Fungi; Basidiomycota; Agaricomycetes; Boletales; Serpulaceae
Exons: 3
Coding region: 71-754 (227 amino acids)
Source: RefSeq, a predicted model, not a curated record
AGCACUCAGUAUAGUACUAUACCUUGCAAUUGGCUGCCUCUAUAGUUUCUCUUUUCCCGCCAGUUGCACUAUGUAUUUGCCUGGCUUGACAACAUUCUCUCUUCUUUCUUCCAUCAUGAUCCCGUCCGUUUCUUGUGCACUGGCUGCUACAACGUACACCACUACCAAUUUAGAGCGCAACACUGGCAUAUCGACGCGGGACGUCCUCAAAUCUAGAUACAAUACACCACAUUCCCUAGAAGAUAACGAUAAAAGCUCAUUCGAUCCCCGUGAUGGCUGGCAGGCCGUCAAUGUCUCUAACCUCAGUUACAAAUACAAUUCUAAAAAGAAACAUCCCCGCUCUUUCCGCUCCCACUACGCCCAUGGCAGGCCACCGGCGUCCACUGGCAAUAAAACGGCCCAUGCGAGACCUCACAGCGUAAAUAGUACUCAUAAUACGGGUCCUGCGGGGAACAACACACAGGCAAACAGUAGCUUCAGUGGUACAAUCAAGCAUGUAAUCCAGGACGCAUGGAAAGGAUUAACAGCAAUGGGCAGUCCCGAGUCCGUUGUUAUAACGUGGUACACAGGCAAGGAUCUUGAAAACCCAAGCUGCUGGGACAAAAGUGCAUGGACUCCUACGGAUACAUCUUUUGUGGCAGCUCUCACCUUGGAAGGUUGGACUUCAAAGCCCGCGUGCUUUUCAUUUAUCGAACGUAUGUUUACUGAUUGGGUUUUGUGCCAAAGACUCACGUUGCGUCCUCCCAGUGUGUAA